Molecule: messenger RNA, 897 nt
Organism: Meloidogyne enterolobii
Lineage: Eukaryota; Metazoa; Nematoda; Chromadorea; Rhabditida; Meloidogynidae
Source: the annotation of a GenBank genome assembly
AUGCAACAAAUUGAAAUUGAGCCAUCUUUCUCUGAAGGGAUUAUUGCUUGUUGUGAAUGUGGUGCUCCAAUUGCUCCAAAUCCAUUAAAUAUGUGUUUGGGGUGUGUUCGUUCGAGAGUGGAUAUUUUGGAAGGAAUUGUUAAACAAAUUCAACUAAAUUCUUGUCGUAAUUGUAGUCGAUAUUUAGUCCCUCCAAAUGCUUGGAUUUAUGCUCAAUUAGAAUCUAAAGAAUUAAUGUCUAUUUGUUUGGGGAGAUUAAAAGCAGCUACAACACAACAAAAAUUGCGAAUUAUUGAUGCUUCUUUUAUUUGGACGGAGCCACAUUCUAAAAGGUUAAAAGUUAAAGUGACUAUACAAAAAGAAGUAUUUGACAAAGCUAUACUUCAACAAUCUUUUGUUGCUGAAUUUGUUAUUGCUAAUCAGAUGUGUGAUGACUGUCAUCGUCAUGAAGCAAAAUCCUAUUGGCGUGCAUGUGUACAAGUUCGUCAACGUUGUGAUUACAAAAAAACACUUUUUUAUCUUGAACAACUUUUACUUAAAAACGGAGCACACUCGAAAUGUAGCAGUAUUAAACCUGUUUUGACUGGAAUUGAUUUUUAUUUUCCAAGACAACAAGAAGCACGUAAAAUGGUUGAUUUUGUUACUGCUGUUUUACCAGCUAAAUUUCAACAUUCUCAGCAACUUGUUACCCACGAUGUUCGAAACAAUUUUUAUGACUACAAACACACUUAUUGUGUUGAUAUUGUUCCAAUAAUUAAAGAUUCUCUUAUUUGUUUGCCAAAACAUUUGGGACGUCAAUUUUCUUCAAUUGGUCAAUUUGUUGUUUGUUUAAGGGUUACAGAAGUUGUUACUUUAAUUAAUACACAAACACUUCAAUUAUUUGAAUUAAAUUCGUAA